This is a messenger RNA of Solea solea (common sole), 3317 nucleotides long. It is a transcript of the gene tmc5, whose product is annotated as transmembrane channel like 5. The transcript is spliced from 21 exons. Lineage: Eukaryota; Metazoa; Chordata; Actinopteri; Pleuronectiformes; Soleidae. Bases 172 to 3045 code for a protein of 957 amino acids. Gene Ontology annotation, molecular function: mechanosensitive monoatomic ion channel activity. Gene Ontology annotation, cellular component: plasma membrane. The record is from RefSeq and is a predicted model, not a curated record.
UUGUCUCUGUGAAUGUAGGUCUGAGUCACAGUAGGGAGGAUUUGUUGUUUUACAUCUGUUCUGAAUAUAUUCAGGAUCUACAUCUAUAUCAGAUUCGUCAGUUGAAGAGCGAGCGCCUGUGACAGAGUGAGCUGGAGGACUGUCUGCAGUGAAAUCCAAUUGAAGCAUCUCAUGACAAGUUACAGCAACGGUGGGAUUUUCAACCCUGCUUACCAUGACAACGAAACUCUGGAAAUUGAUAAAAGGUAUCCUCGCAAAAACAACCACACCAACCCUUAUGCCAGGGAAGCCCCCUCCUGGCAGGGUAGCGGAGCAGAGACACAUAAUGGCUCCGUGGGUCGGACGACCGGUGGUGAUGAUUCUUUAGCGAGAAUGCCCUGGGGUGGCUGGCAGGAGGAGAGCCAGAGGGGGAGAGAAAGCAUCCCCAUGGGCCUCAUCUCAACCCGGCAGCAUGGUCGCAAUCACAGUACAUUUCAAAUCAACCCUGACUCUCAGUACGAUCGAUCACGAAUAGGUCAACUUCCGUCUUCAAUUUCAGCUAACAUGACAAUGAGAUGGAGGGGGAUGACAAUGAGAAGCAUGAGCAUGUUUCCCGAUGCUGAUCCUGCCCGUCUAGCUUUCACCGAGGAUGCCAUCAGGAAUGAGAUGGAAAAUGAGGAACAAAACCAAGUCAAGGAGCUCGUUGCCCUGUCGACACGAGACCGAAUCCACGCGAUCCGGUCUCUUCCAACGAGCUUUGAAGAAAAGAAACACAUCAGGAGCCAAGUCCUCAAGUCUGCCAAGAAAUCUCGGAAGAAUGCACAUUUAGCAGAUUUCUCUGAAAAUGUCUCGCUGUUCUUCCGCAGGUGUGGCUACAGUGUGAGGUCGGCCAGGCAGACGCUGCAGCUGUGGCACGGCAUCAUGAAAGAGAUCGGUGGCAAGUUUGGCACCAGUGUCCUCUCCUAUUUCGUGUUCCUCAAGUGGCUGCUCAUGUUCAACAUCUUCUCCUUCCUCGUUAACUUUGGCUUUAUCACCAUCCCGCUGCUCGUUUAUGACCCCACACCCAACAUCCCUCCUAAUGUGACCUUCAGGGGACUGGAGAUACUGACUGGAGCUGGUUACUUCAGAUAUACUGUCAUGUACUAUGGCGGCUACAGCAAUGAAAUCCUCGUGGGUCUGGUGGACUAUAACAUGCAGCUGGCCUAUUUCUUCACCAUCACACUCUACAUGGUGCUGUGUGGAGUUGCACUUCUUUACAGCAUGGCAAGCUCAUUUCAGACUAAUUAUGUACUAGCAGCUCCCGCCUCAAGUGGUGCAUGGCAACUUCUGUGCAGCUGGGAUUUUAGUGUAACCAAUGAGAGAGCGGUGAGGCAGCGCAAGAACAACCUCCGUGUCCAACUCCAGGAGUCUCUGUCAGAGAAGGCCCAGAGGGAGCGGCCUACCCUCUCUGUAAAACUCAAGCAGUUUGGAGUGUAUCUGGGUUCCUGGCUCCUCUCCACUGGCUUAGCUGUCGGCUGUGGGGCCAGCAUCUUCUACCUCUGCCAGUAUGAAGAGCAGCGGACAACUGACGCUGCCAGCUGGACUCUGCUUCAGGAGGCAGAGACGCUCCUGCUUCCCUUCGUGGUGUCUCUGAUGAACCUGGUCAUCCCGCUCUUUUACUCCCUCUUCAACAAGUUUGAGCUCUACUCCAGCCAGCGGAAACAAGUCUACGCUCUAGUGGUCAGAAAUGUCUUGCUCAGAGGUUCCAUUCUGGGCGUCUUGUGUUACUACUGGAUGAAUGUGGUGCCUGAGAAGUAUUCGUGUUGGGAGUCAAUCGUGGGGCAGUCUUUGUACCGUCUGGUCAUUUUUGACUUCCUUUUCCUGAUGUUGGGAUCCUUCUUUGGAGAGUUUCUCAGCAAAGUACUUGGGACUACAUUAUUACCACGUCUUGGGGUUCCAGAGUUCGACAUAGCCAGAAAUGUCCUCGAACUUAUCUACGCACAGACUCUAGCCUGGAUUGGGAUCUACUUCUCUCCCCUGCUGCCUGCCAUCCAGAUUCUCAAAUUCUUCAUCUUGUUUUACCUGAAGAAGGUCAGUCUGACUCACAACUGCCAGCCUCCGCGGCGAACAGGAAGGGCAGCUCAGAUGCAGACAACUUUCAUCGCCCUCCUCUUCUUCCCUUUCUUUGUGGGAGCCGUGUCCAUGGUGGCGCUCACCGCCUGGAGACUCACGCCCUCAAAGCAUUGUGGUCCUUUCCGGGGUCUCAGCAACACCUUCAUUGUGGUUGAGGUGUGGAUAGCUGAGCUGGCGGCGAUACCUGGUUCUGUGUGGGUCGUGUGGAUUUACCAACAUGUCAUUGAGAGUGAAUUAUUCUAUUUUAUGCUCGUACUCAUCGUCCUAGUCGUCAUAUACAUGUUCUGGCAAGUGAUUCAAGGCCGCAAGCAGCUCAUCGUUCUACUGAAGCAGCAGAUUGUCAAUGAGGGGAAAGACAAGGCCUUCUUGUUAGAAAAGCUCCAGAACCUCCAGAAAUCUCGGUCAAAUAAAAUACUCAAACAGAAGACUCCAAAAAAGCACACCAAACAACGUUCAGGUAACGUGUCCGCAGGUGGUCAGUCCACCUCAAAUGCCAUGCUGCAGGCUCUGUUUGCUCGCCAGCAACUCGAAGACGAGGAGGGAAGACGAGGCAAUGGCGGCGUGCCAGUUCCCUCCGAUAUCUCCACCUCCAGUGCCCUAGUGCAGGCCAUGAUGGCCCGUCAGAGAGCUCAGGACCAGGAGGAAAACACGCACAUGUCGGAUACAGACUUCUCAUCCCCCAGUGCCUUCACACAGGCCUCACAAGCAAGACAGAGGGCGGAGGUUGAGGCGUGGGAUGAACACAACAGUACGGCCAAUUAUCAUGAAACCGCUGCCAACACGUCCAGCGCUGUCAUGCUGGUGAUGCAAGCCAGACAGAGAGCUGAGGACGAGGACGGGACUCAGUGGGUCCCCGCUCACCCACAGAACCCAGUCCCCGCGGGCUCCAGCGCACUCAUUCAGGCCAUGUUGGCGCGGCAGCAGGCCCAGAACGAGUUUGACGAUGGCUACUGAACAACAAGCAGGUCUGAACUCAUGUCACCGUGGAGACAGGGACAGAACGCAAUGACAGAAAAGACGACUGAAAUCAGUCUCAUCAAAGUUAUAAUUUCUCCAGAAAUGCAAGUACAUGAGAGCGUGCAGGUCACCUCUUUUUUUUUCUUUUUUGUUUAAAAUAAACAUUCUGUAUAUUUUAAUAGUGUAUUUCUAUGACGGUGUGUAAUUAAGCACCAUGAUAUAUUAAUAAUGACCUUGUGCCAUUUCUGAAACAUAAACUGUUAACAUUG